GUCUUCACAUCAGACAUGAGGUUCAAAGAAGAAGCUGCCGUGAUUCAUAGUAUCUAGGUACACUGUGCCGGAUUAUGAUUCAACACCGAUGACGACCGAGAGAUCGGGAGUGUACCUUGUCCUGCCUCCUAAAACGAUGAGAUGUACCUAACCGCAUGCAUAAUGUGUACUGCUUUGAGAGGAACAUUGAUCAUGUUCUGGUCGAAUAGAGUAUUCGGCUCUUCGCCAAGAAGCUGCCACGCGAUCAAUCGAGUAUCUCAGCCCGACUCUCGCUGCUUCACCGCAAACACGAAUCGAGUACUCACUACCUACACGAACGCAAUGUCGAUUUCCCUGAACACCUUGAACUUGUUGGAUGCUUCUUCCAUAUGUUCCCCGCCUCCAGUCUCCUUCCCGGUUCCCCUUGUCGACGGAAUCACCCAGUCGAAGGGGACAUCCACGGAAGAUGAUUCAUUGUGGUUUCACUCCCGCGAUACAAGUCACUCAGAAGAUGUUACCGGAACUGGAAACUCGUUACUAGAGCAAAUUUCUGCUCAAAUCGUUUCGAGUCAGCAGGGAUGGGAAUGUACAUGCGGUUCAGGUCGCAAAUUUGCGAGCGGCGCGACCGGUUGUGCACCAGGAGGACGUCCCGAUGGAAGCUGGGGAGGACCGGAAUCUGACCAUUCCGAGGCGAUGCGGCAGGCGAUACGAAAGAGGAAUGGGGUGCUCUUGAUAUCGGGUGUUUUGGGUUUCCUGGGACAACUCUACUCUGAAAUUGAUUGUCUCUGCCGCUGGUACCGCUGGAAAAUCGCCUUCCUUGCUGAGGUAGAAAGACGGUCACUAGGGAAAGAUACCAGAAUUCACGCGGAAAACCUUUUUGCUGAAUGUGGAUGCGAGUUUGUGCUCGUAGAAGACAAGCCUACCAGUUCGGAUAGGCGAUACGAUGUUCUUACCAAGAUUGGAACGAAAUCUCUGGAUUAUGGCUGGGAUCGCUCUAUAUGUGUCCCGCGUGAUCGCAAGGGGACGCCGAUAUCUAUGCAGGCCAACGUGGGUACAACCAACCCUUCACAUACCAAAUCUAGUCAUAGCGCAAAAGCCCACGCUCAUGAACUUCGAUCUCACCGCUGUCCAAACAACGUCGACCUGCUUUACCAGCGUUCCCUCUUCUCGUCUCAUGUUACCUCCGCAUCCUGCUCUAUCCAGACUAUGGAACCGCUUGAAACCGUCGCAUCGCUUUCUCCAUCCCACUCCAUCGACACUGUAUCUCUCUGGCCCACUCAAUCAACCGCUGGUUCAUGCCCGACGCACGUGAUUAUCUCGAUGAUGCCUCCUCACGAUCGAUCUUCACGUAAGGAAUCGAAAGUCGAAUGGAACCCUCUUCCAGGGAACUGUCUCGGUCUUACCGCCAUAGUAGGGCUGGUCGCAGAGUGUCUGAUGCUGAAGCGUCGCAUCGAUCGCUUGAUCGGCCAAUCUAGGCGUACCAACCACGACUUGUUGCGGCUAAAACAUUGUCAAGCGGCUUUGUCGACGCUAAUGCCCCGACUGUGGCAGCAGGUCUGGACGUCGAUACAGGAGAACGAGACGGAAGUCGUGAGGUCGCAAGAUGUCAUCGACGCUCUUGCCAAAGAGGAUAUAUGCGCGAAACAGUUCAGCGUUGACGAGGCGCCACCCGGAGUCGAGGUUCUUCAAAGAACUCAGCUGUACAAGCUCUCGGCUGAUCACCCUCAGGCUGGUGAUGGAUCGCUUUGCUGGUUCGUUACUGUUCCAACCUCCACUACAUCCGAAGCCGGUAUCAAGGGGGUUGUGAUGCCACAGAUUAACGAAAUCGAUACAUAG
Filobasidium floriforme is the source of this 1815-nucleotide messenger RNA. RefSeq lists its product as uncharacterized. The transcript is spliced from 6 exons. The record is from RefSeq and is a predicted model, not a curated record. Bases 142 to 1815 code for a protein of 557 amino acids. NCBI's taxonomy places the organism in Eukaryota, Fungi, Basidiomycota, Tremellomycetes, Filobasidiales, Filobasidiaceae.